UUCUUGAUGAUUGAAGCUCAUCUUUUCAUCCCUUGAAGUUUAGCUGCAGAAACAGAAAAGUGUUAUUGUCCUAAAUGGACCCUAAUUAAGAAUACAAUUUGCUCCACUCCAUACAGUGAAUUUAAUAACUCUGAUCUGAAUUGACAGUAUCAAUAGCAGAACAGGGAGUGUGGUUCUGGGAAACCAAUUUCAGCAAAUUUGAGAAGACAAAGAAACUGGUAGGAAAAAUAGUACUACUAUACUAUGUGAGAAGAAUUUGGGGCUAUAUUUGAAAAUAAUUGGAUACUAUAUUACAAAGACACCUUCAGGCCAGGUACCAUGAGUGCUGGCAGGGUCAGGGCCUUUAUUUGAGAGAGAUCUAAUUGCCUGUAUGAACUGAACUGAAACGCGGUCAUAGAGAUGAUGAAAUGACAGAUUGGUUUAUCUGGGUCUGGAAAUAAUUUGUGUUUGUAAGUACCUAUUCACAGAUUUAAGACACUGUCUUGUGAAAUGUGCAGUGUGAAAAACAAAGAAAUGAGACAUUUGCAUUUUUUGUGAUGAGAGCUGGAGUUGCCUCCUUCUCCACAGUUUGUUCUGCUGUGAAGUGUAAGAUAGUAGUUGUUUGCACUGUUCUCAGAAAUUAGCAACUUGCAGUUUGUGUUUUGUUUGCUUCAGAAUUGCUAUCUGGAAUGAUACAUUGUUGCAGUAUUGAUACUGUCACUGUUUUGUGUGUCUCCUUAAAAAGGAACUGUAAUUUUAAUAUUUGGAUUUUCCCUGACUGCUUCCAUGUGGGGAGAGUCUGAUUAACUGAAGCAGCUGCCCUAGCUCAAUCUUUCUCCUCCCCCUAAUAUGAGAAUCCCUUUCUAAAUUUACUUUUUUUUUAAAAAAAAUCAAGUAGCUGAUGGAUGUUUUAUGAAUGAGUGAUAUUUAAGUUUUUUUCUUUUUGGGAUAAAUGGAACUUCAAAUGUGCACAAAACCUAACUAAAGGAGAAUCUAACUUUUGGAAAACUUAUUAAAAAAACUGUCUAUCCAACUAAAAGAAAAUGUAGAAAUGUCUUUUUUAGCUAUCAGAAAAUUCGACAGCAGAUACUGCAACUUCACUAAGAGCCUUGAGUUUCUUGUCUGUGAGCAAUGAAAUCACAGUUUUUAUUUCGAGGUUAAUGUAAUUGUGUUUGAGCAGCUAAACUUCAAAUCUUAGUGAGAAUUAUGCUUACCUCUGUAGAUCUGUUUACUAGUUCUUUGUGCUUCAUCAAGUUGAACUGUACAAUUCCAAGGAGAGCUACUGGAGAACUUUUUUGUCCUUUUGGGCUCAUGAGUAGAUAACUAUGGGCAGGUACGGGUGAAGUGCCAGCCACUGAGUCCAGUGUCUUGUGUUGUACUGAGCAGUCUUAAAUGAGAACCCCUCUCAUAGACUAUCUAAGCUAAACUAUUUAAGCACUCCCAAGCCUAUGUGAGGUGGCUUUACCUGAGGAAGGAGAAUAGAAGAAAGAGCCAAACUGGAGUCUGAACUGUCUCUAUGGAGAAGAUUGUUUCCCUGUGGAAGACUUGCCUGUGAAGAGGCAGUACCUAUAUGAAACCAUUCUUUUCUCUGAAGAAGGUCCUGCAGUCCACUUACUCAGGAGCUUCAGCUCAUGAGGAAGAUGAAAGAUAGUGUCGCCGAAGAACAUUUAUAUUUGGGUUUUUCUCAUCAGUACAGAGAUAGUAUCUUACCUCUUCAUACAUCCAUUUCACUGUUUUUGCUAUCCUACUGUGACUGCAAAUUAUUCAAAGUUUUCUUAGUGCCAACUGGUGAAAAUGCGGAUGAUCGUUUUGUGACAAAUAACCUCCUUGGAAAUCUUGAGGUCCAUUUAAUCUCCAGAUGUCAGCUCCCAGUGAUUGUGCAGAGCUGCUGUUUGCCUGCUGUUGUAGUGAAAGAUGGCAAGUUCUGCCGAGCUGGGCUUUCUGUUGUCUUAAGGCAUAUCAUACAGAAAACAUACGAGACAGAUCCAUCUAAAAAGGAUGUUUUGGAACUCUUAGGCUUUAAGAAGACCUGCUUAAAAGCCUGUGCUGAAGUUAGCCAGUGGACCAGACUCUGUGAGAUCAGCAUACCACUGGCUGUUGAAGGAUUUUUGACAGCGUCACCUGAGCACUGUCAGACUAUUCCUCCUGACAUUUUACAGCUUGAAAGGAAGCUUGGAGAACCUGUCCGAGUACAUAAUGAUGACAAAAUUCGAAGGCAAAAACUUCAACAACAGAAGGCAGGUGCCAAGGCUGCAGUGCCUGUACUUGGUAAAGAAGCAACAGAGGAAGGAAAAGCAGUGGAAACGGACGAACACCCACUCCCAAGUUUGGAACUGAGCGUAGCUUUAUCCAAGCUACUUGUCCAGGAACUACCAGAUGUGGUCAACAGGGAGGCCCCUCACAUCAGGAGAACAAAAACCACUGACCUUCCCCUUUUAGAUCACGUUUUUGCAGAAGGGCUUUAUUUUACGUUGGCAGAUAUAGUGCUUUUGCCGUGCAUCCAUCAGUUCUUGAUUUCCACCAAAGAACAAGGCAAAAAUCUUGUAAAUUUGCCUCUGAUAUCCAGUUGGUAUCAAAGAGUUCAAGAAGUACCUGGAGUUAAGAAAGCUGCUGGCAAAUGCAAUAUGGAGCUUCUUCAUCUUCCAGAGUUGAUGUCUUCUCCAGAGGAAGAACUGCAAGACUUCUCUUCAGUUCCUGAUGAAUUAGAAGAGGAGAAUGAAGACAAUAAUUUUAUAGGUGGUCCAAGGCCAACUAUGACUAAGUUAAUGGAAAAUGGUAUUGAAGCAAAGUUUUCUCCUCAUCCAUGUCCCAGCUGGACCCUAGACUGGACCAAUCUACCAUCUGCAGUCAGUCCUGGAGAAGGAAAGAUGUCUAGAGAUCGGGCUCUGAGGAAGCAGCAGCAAUUGAAUAAUUUGGUAGCAGCGGUGACGAAGCUUGCUAAGCCUGGAGAUGUGAUUGUAGAUUUUUGCAGCGGAGGGGGCCAUGUUGGAAUUGUUCUUGCUCACAUGAUGCCAUCGUGUCAGGUGGUGCUUGUAGAAAAUAAGGAGUUGUCUCUGACCCGUGCUAAAGACAGAAGUGAUGAACUUGGUUUAAACAACAUUUGGUUCAUUCAAGCAAAUUUGGACUAUUUUAAGGGGAAUUUUAACAUUGGGGUGGCUCUGCAUGCGUGUGGAGUGGCAACAGACAUGGUGAUAGAACACUGCAUCAAGGCACGGGCAGCCUUUGUCAUCUCCCCUUGUUGUUACGGCUUCAUUCAAAACACAGUGAAGUUUAAAUAUCCACAAAGUCACCAGUUCAAAGAAAUUUUGUCCUACAAGGAGCACAUGAUCCUUUGCAGAUUUGCAGAUCAGACAGCUGUUCAGCUGCCACCUGAACGCAGGCUAAUAGGGAAGCAGUGCAUGGGGCUUGUGGAUCUGGAUCGGGCAUGGGCUGCAGAAGAACACAACUACUCUGUCCAAGUUAUAUCUAUGGAGCCAGAGAGUUGUUCUCCAAAGAACAAUAUGUUUGUGGGCAUUCCUACUUAGAGAGUGAAACUCGCAUUCGAUUUGAAAUUGAACAUAGAUCUUCAAAACAUAAUGACAUCCAGCAAGUACAAACAUAGCUGGGAACCAGAUAUCAUGCAUCUUGAACCCAUUCUAUUGGGAAAAGGAAGCAGGACAAAAUUCUUCGAAAGCGAACUGCACGCAGAGCAUCACAAAUCAUACUUGUUAUGUGUCAUUAAGCAACUUUUGGUUCUCUUACUGAGAAGUUUCUGGAUCUAACAACUAAGCAUGGAUGAAAUCAUAUCCAUCUGCAAAGAUUUAGAAAAAAGUUGGUCUCACUAAAGGAAAGGAGGUUUCCUUUUUAGUAGAGCAGUCUUGGCUGCUUCAAAAUUGCAUUCAUCUUCAAAACUGUGUUUGUGCUCAUAAGUGGAGCAGUUAUGAGCCGAUAAUACAGAUCACUAGGGGACCAGAAAAGAUCAUAUUUAUGGUGUUAGUGAUAAAGUCUGUGCAAAAGGUGGCUUGAUUUGGCUAAAGAAUUCUGUACUACUGUAGAUAGAUCAUUUUUCACAGAAGUUCAUGAGAAUACUUUGGGCAUUGUUCUGCUUAUAGAAAAAGGUAUUCUAACUUGCCAAUCUUUUUAAAAAAGACUUAAAAAUUAUAAAUAUUACACAAGAAUUCUGUAACCAAGCUUUUGAAAGUGUGUUUAGUUAGAGAAAGCAAACCCUUAUUUAUCCAUUGAAUAGAUAACAGGAGCUAGUGGUGAUAUCAGCAAACGGGUGCUUCACUGCUAAUUGAAGUGUAUUACUUCCCAUUCUUAAUAAACUUGCUGUCAGAAGAAAUUUUUAAGGACAGUUCAUGGGUCUAUACACAUGAUCUUCAUUGAUUUUAUAUUCAGUUUAAAAUUUGAACAAAGUUGCAAUUGGGAACUAUUUGAAAAGAUCAACCGCAGACCUGUUAACUAUAAAAUGAAUAUAAAUGUUCUUCUAUGCUCUGAUUAGUAGGCACUUUUCUACCCUAAUUUAAAAUCCUCUGUUGACAAUAACACAAUGGAUUAUAGCUUCUAGUGACAUUUUUUUCCUUCAUGCUUAUGGCUUUCGUAUGUGUAUGGUUUUGGUAUGUUUAUGAUUUCUGCCAUGGAUUAAAUUAAAUAUACCUGAAGUUUGGUCAGUGUGAACAUACCUUCAGUGCAUGUGGCAAACAGAAUUACAAACGACAAUAGGUGUUGCAGGAAAUAUUUUAUUCUUCAUGAAACUUGUAUCUCUAGAAGAUCUAAAUAGUUGGGUUUUUUUAAUAUGAAGACCGAAGGAAACUGCACGCUUAUUUGGAAGCACAAAGGUAAGCAAGUAGGUAUGAUUUCAUAACUUUAGCCUCAGUUCUUCAGUAAGUAAUGAUAUAGUAAUUUUUCUGCAACUUUUUAUAGUUACAGGAGUAGCUAGAGGUUGGCAGAAUACAGAGCAAAUAUAAACUAAAUGGCAAUACCAAUUGCUUCCAGGGUUUUCUCUUGUACUUGCCCAAAGAGAACUCAGUUGCAGUGCUAAGUGUGAAUAUUAUCAGUGUUGAAUUACUUUAUUUAGAACUCCAGAUACUAUGCCUGGAGUGAGUAAAUGUCACUUCGCUAUCUUUUUGUGCUGAAGGAAGUAUUCAUUGUUCUGGUUUGGGCUAAAGCAGAUCGUAUUCUCUGAGUUUUCAGCUAAAUCUCUUUCAAAACUUCAGCUCCUGAAGCUACAAUUUUUCAGACAGUCGCUGCCUCUAAAAGUGAUAAGCCUGAUAGUUUCACCAAGCUAACAGGCCACUGAUGUGCCGAGGCCACUGCUCACACCUAUUCCUAUGUAAAGUAAGGCCAUCCCAGAGUUGGUGUACAGGGGUUCACACCUGCUGGGAGGAGUGGACAGGAGAGGUGAUCCAAGCCUGACCAACAAGGUAUUCCAUGCUGACACAUCAUACUCACUAUAAAAGCUUAGGGAUCAUAAGGGUCAUCCCUCUUCUUCCAUGCCUGUUCAGGGAGGACUUUGUCUCUCUGCUUCUGAAUCCAUCCACAUGUUCAUGAAUCCAGUUCCCGAGUUCAGCUCCCACCUGCUGCUGAGUCCAACCUAGGCCUUUCCCUGUGCCUGCACUGCAGCGUUGAUGGUGAUGUAUUCUCAGUGUUGGUGGUGAUUCCAACUCUGGGGAGUUGGAAUUGGUUUUGUGUAUUUGUAUAUAUUCUACUAUUUUCUUACUAAUAUUACUGUUUUCUUUUUUUAUCGUUAUUGUUUCAUUGAAGCUGUUUUAGUUUUAGUUUCCAACACAUAAGUCUGUCUCAUUUCUUGAAAAUCUUUUGAUGCAGCCCGUGAUAUGGUUGGCAUUCUGGGCUGCAAAUGCACCUUGCCAUGUCUUGUUGAGUUUCCCAUCCACCAGCACCCCUAGGUCUUUCUCUUCAGGGCUACUCUCAAUCCAUUCUCUGCCCAGCCUAUAAUUUUGCUUGUAGUUGCCUCAACCCACAUGCAGGAUCUUGCACUUGGCCUUGUUGAACUUCAUGAGUUUUGCACAGGCCCACCUCUCAAGCCUGUGAAGAUCCCUGUGGAUGGCAUCCCUCCAGUGUGUUGACUGAACCACACAGCUUGGUGUCAUCAGUAGACUUGCUGAGGGUCAUUUGAAAAGGCAAUGAUAAUAAGCAGAAAUGUCUUUUAAAAUAGCUGUCUUCCUAGGUGAUGUGCUUUACCAGUAUUUCUCAUUGAAAAGAACAGUUAAAAAACUCUGUAUCGUCAAGUAUGUGCACAUACAACUUUAUGAGCUUUGAGUAAUCCAUAGUGAAAUAGUACACAGCUGAUUUUAUAAUGGGUUUAUAUGGAUAUUACUUUGGCUAGACACCAUCAGCUGCAGCUAUUUGCUGUCAAGAUUUUGGUUUAGGAUUAGUCUUUUACCCUUUUAUUGAAUAUAUAUGUAUUUUAAAGAGUAUUGAGCUAAAAAAGCAUUGCCUAACAAGAGGAAACUGAACAGCUGAAGUGUUGGUUUCAGUCUUGGUGCUUAGUUGUCAGCAGAAAGAAAACCACAAUUUUUUUCUUUUAAGGCUGUUCAAGUACUACUUUCAGUGUUUUUGCAUGGAAGCAUUGGUUUGUGUUAUCAAACUCCUGACGUACAAUCUCAGUCUAAAUCCCUGUAAUUUUAUUAUUAUUUUUUUUUAAAGCAAAGGGAAAUGCUAGGUAUCAUACAUGUACGUGUUUACAUGUCUCAUGUCAGAAACAUUCGUUACCUGCCUCUUUAAUAAAAUGAGGAAAGCCCCAGAACUUUCCAUGCUCAGACUUAUACUGAAACUACCAGGUUAUCGUGGUUUCAGUUCAGUAGCUUGUCCUUAGCAACUGAACUUAGCAGCUUAUUACAACUUUCAUUAAAAGAAAUUAAAUUUCCUAAGAGAAUAAUAUAUUAAGAUCAGAUGCAAACAUUAAAACUGAAACCAAAUUAAUUUUCCUUUUGCUUGUAGAUUUUGUUUACUUAGAAAUUAAAUGGGUAAUGAAGCUUCUCACUCUGUGCUUUUCUCCUCAGAAUGAGUUUAAGAAAAUACCAGUAUUUUCAAGAUUCCCGGAUAAGCUUUUAGGUAAAGAAGAGUGUUUAGGAUAGUUUUAUAAUAAAUCACUCCACUCAUUUCUAAGUGAAAACAUAACAGUCUUUAAACUUUGUGUGUGUCAAGUGGAAUAUUUCCCAACCUGUAACUCCAAAUCAUUUUACUUACAUGUUUGAAUUUUUCUCAUACCAUUUUAUUUUUAAAGAUGCAAGUGGAAAUGUUCAUUUUAUGAAAACUGAGUGAUAUUAUUUGAGUAUUCUUGUUAAUUAAAUAAUCACUGAAUCUAUAAAUUAAAUUAUUGACUAUUUCUAUGCUUUUUUCCCUUCAGAUUGUAUUUUAAGUGGUCCUUGACUGACCUUUCUUAAGUCUGCAUAGCAUCAGCUCUGAUUGAGCCCUUGAGAGAGGUUUGCAAAAUGAUAAUUCUAUUAAUAUUGAAUAUGAAUACUAAGUUUAGUGCUAGCCUGUUUUUUUUAAAAAAAAAAGGUGUCCAUUAUCAUUGAGAAAUACAAACCUGUUGUGUGAAUUGAAAUGUCCCUGUAUUGCUUUAGCAGUUUUACUGUCACAUUCCUUGUGAUAAAUUUGUCAUUCUUCCUUGAGUGAAAGAUUUCCCUUGUGCUUUAAGAAUUAGAAGAGCACUUACUCAGGAUACACAAGGUUGAAAUCACAGCUGCACUGAAAAUGGCAAGCUCUCCAUUGUACUGAGGACAAUAGGUUCUCAUCCACUGACUUUCAAAUCCAUGUAACACCACUUCAUUUUUGUGUAGUGAGCCACUUCUGUGUUUAGACACCAUUGUUGUGGGUGUUUGGAAAGUUUUAAGGGCUUCUAUUUUAAAAACAUCUGAGUUAUUUUCGAAUGUAAAUACUGAUCUUUUUGAGAGUGUUAAAUUGAUCUUUUCGGACACUGAGAGAGACUUGGCUAAUAGAAUCUGUAAUAUCAUAUUGGAGCAGUGACCUGAUGAAAAGCUCUCGAACUCUUUUAUCUGUAUAAGUCUUGAAUGAUGGCAGAAAUCUUCUACAGUUCUCUAGGUUGCUAGAGUAGACAUGCUUGUAGCAGAAUGGAAAAUGGGCGUGGAAUGUAGAGCUAGAAUGAAAAAUAUCUAGGGUGAGCUCUUCAUACUUUUCCAGAGAGAUGCAGCUGGUAGUUGCCGAGUUGAGCAGAUAUGCAAGUGAGACAGGUCAUGAUGUACGUAUCCAGGUGUAACAAUGCAGUAGUCGUCCAGAGGUGUACCCAUGUUUGCCCAAUCCAGCAGGAAACGUGUUCAUAAUGAAGACUUGAUUCUUUCAGCACUAGGGAAGCAUUUCAUCAGCAGAUUGUAAAAUUCUGGACCUGUAUAUGGGACAACCAUAUGUAAGGUGUAUUGCAACCCAAUUUUGUUGGAUUCACUAUGAAAAUCUGGUCAAACAUUUGUGCUACCCAGCAAUAAAAAUGCACAGAUGAACCAUCUGCAGAGAAGUACUGUUUCUCACUUAACAAAUCUGAAGGCUGACUGAUGCUGCUGAUGUGGUGACAUCAUGCUGAUGUAAUAUCAUUUGUUCUCCUUUUCAGACUUACUGUAUAUACACACUUUUUUGCCUCCUGUGGUUUGGUUAGUUCGCAGCAAGUACAUUGGAGCACAGAAAUAAUUAUUGCUGAUUGUAUUACUGCUAUUGCUGCUUUUUUUUUUUAAAUUAUCCUUUCUUUUCAAUGGAUGUCUUUUUGACUUUGGAAUCCAUUCAUCAACACUAGUGUCCAGUAUCCAACAUGGUAUUUGUAUAUUGGUGAGGAUUGAGUUGCAUUUCUUGAAGCCUAGGAGAAAUCUCUUCUGUCUGCCUUCAAAAUCAGAGUGGAGUUAAAUGAGUAGUGGAGUCAGGAGAAUCCUACGUAUGUGAGAACUAAAAUAAUGUCAAUAAUUAUGUUGUUAUAUGUGUGAUCAUUAAAUUUAGAUAAACUACCACUUAGUAUUUGCAAAAAAAAAAAAUAUAUAAAUACAGCAUACAGGAAAAAGGCAUUUACUUGCCUGUGUUUUCUUUGUAUGCUAAAGCCAAAGUAUAAUUUUAGAAACUGUUCUUAAUAUUUUUGUGCAUUUAAUCCAUCAAAACCAUUAGUUUGCAUAAAAAAAAUUGUCUACUUUUGUCAGUCAUAAUUAACUGUAAUUUUAUCUAUUAGUGUGCUUUUAUAGCUCCCAAUUUUCAUGCUUUUCCCUCUCCAAUGCUAGUUUUCCAGUGCAGAUUGUUACUUUGGUGUGUUUGAACAGCAUUCCAUGUAUAUUUUUAAUUGUUAAUAGCUUUUUCUGAGCAUUAAAGUGACAAUUUAAAGUCAUGCACCGGUGUACCUAAUGCUCCCUUUAUUCUAAUGUAUCACUGUUGUAAUUUUUAACAUUUUUAUUAGUAUUUGGUUGCUUUUGCUGCAUUUAGUUUCAUUUAAAAUUAGAACUAGAAUUUGGGAGUUUUUUAACAAAUGUAUUUCUGAAUAUAUGAAGAGUGAGUUACUGUACUUCGAACUGCUACCAGUACAGCUGCGUUGUAGCUUGUAGUUCAAACACCUUCAAUUAUAGCAAUGUAGUUCUUAUAUUCCAGAGAAAUGCAAGUGUUUGGUGAUGGGUGUAAGAGACAAAGGAAAAUCAUCUGCCAUACAUGAAAACAGUAAAGAGGGAAAGGCAUAUCUAAGGUAAAAGUGCGACAGUAAACUCAUCUGUGCCUUGGAAUGGAAAACUCAAAAGUUAGCUUUCCUUUAUCUCCAGCAUUGCGUGUUUUUCUCAGUUUUAGUGUUUUUAAUUUAUAUUUCUGUAAUUUUGUUCACUCCCAAAUAUGUCAAAGGCCUUGGUGUAACUCUUGUUACAGGAACAAUUAGGGACUGAUAUGCCAGAACAAAUGUUCCUAAAAAGAUGCAGUUAAGAAAAAGGAGAGAAAACUUUUGCAGUUUUAGAGCUUGCAUGGGGACUAGAUACCUGUUUCUUUAGCAGGCUACAAAGUUAGAUGGAAAUUAUAGACUUAUGAGUUUUGAGGGCUUCUGAGACAUCUUGCUCUGUGGAUUUUCCCAGGGAUGGAAGUGAGGGUGACCUGCAUAUAGUUCCCUGUGGUAUCCUUGCUGUAAGAUUUACCUUUCUGAAAUCAUUAGGCAACAUCCGCAGGCUUCACAACCCUUUAAAGACAACAGAGAGAAGCCUCAUGAUGAUGCCAGCCAGCUCUCCCAGUACUCCCCAGUGUGUCCUAUCUACUCCUAUGGACUUGUAUCAGUUAGAGAACAGCGACUAAGUC
Messenger RNA from Cuculus canorus (common cuckoo), 10236 nucleotides. It is a transcript of the gene GSTCD, whose product is annotated as glutathione S-transferase C-terminal domain containing. NCBI's taxonomy places the organism in Eukaryota, Metazoa, Chordata, Aves, Cuculiformes, Cuculidae. The coding region runs from base 1611 to 3503 and encodes 630 amino acids. The transcript has 13 exons. The record is from RefSeq and is a predicted model, not a curated record.